AUGGCUCCUAGACCCAUCCUCGAAAUCAGCCUAGGCUUGGCAAGAGAUGUGCUUAAUCUCCACAAUCGCUAUGAAGAUCUCAAGCCUUCCUUCAAAGCUUCUGAAUUUUGCAAGGCUACUCAUGAAGCCAACCUGAUUGACUACCAAAAACAGAAGGCAGAAUUGGAUAUGAUGGUUGUUGAUUACAAGGAAACCAAGACUGCUGCUGAUAAAUUGGAAAAACAUAUUGAAGAACUUCAGAAGCAGCUAGCUAGCUUGAGGGGCAAGCAAAACAGACUUGGGGCUGGACUGGGCAGUAAGACUAAGACGACCUUCCUCAUGCAGAAUAUGGUGUCAGCUUCUAGGCCUGCCCUGGAGAUUGAAGAAGCCUCCAUUCAUCAGGGAAUGCUUCUCCAAAAACAGAUCUCCACCAAGAAGACUGGAUUACAAGAGACUCUAAAGAAACUAGGAUUUUGA
Prunus armeniaca (apricot) is the source of this 456-nucleotide messenger RNA. The record is from the annotation of a GenBank genome assembly. Lineage: Eukaryota; Viridiplantae; Streptophyta; Magnoliopsida; Rosales; Rosaceae.